Messenger RNA from Phaethon lepturus (White-tailed tropicbird), 1911 nucleotides. RefSeq names its product collagen alpha-1(XXVIII) chain-like. The record is from RefSeq and is a predicted model, not a curated record. The annotation marks the transcript as partial. NCBI's taxonomy places the organism in Eukaryota, Metazoa, Chordata, Aves, Phaethontiformes, Phaethontidae. Gene Ontology annotation, molecular function: serine-type endopeptidase inhibitor activity. The transcript has 16 exons.
GGGGAAAAGGGAGAUCAAGGUCCAAGAGGCCCGGAAGGACCCCCUGGCAAAGGAGAUGUGGGCCAAAAGGGUGACCCAGGAGAAAAAGGAUCCCAAGGACUGAUUGGUUAUAAAGGAGCACAAGGCCCAGCUGGACCAAAAGGUGAACCGGGAGAGAGAGGGCCCCCUGGUGUCACUGGAUCAUCUAUUCAGGGACCUGCUGGACCAAAGGGGGAUCCAGGACCCAAGGGGCCACCAGGAGAUGAUGGACUUCCUGGAAAUUCAAUAAUGGGACCAACGGGUAACCGAGGACUACCUGGCCUACCUGGACCCCGUGGAGCAAAAGGUGAUGGCCACAAAGGUGAAGCUGGACCUCCAGGACCAGCAGGGCCCCCAGGACCAGCAGGCCCAAAAGGCGUGGGAGAUGCUGGACCAAAGGGAGACCGUGGAAUAAGAGGCUAUCCUGGGCCCCCAGGGCCACGGGGGAGCGGAAUGGUUGGUCCCAAGGGUAUUAUGGGACAGAAAGGUUUGCCUGGUCCACCUGGCCCCCCUGGUGACAGCAUACAAGGAAGCAAGGGAGAAAAAGGAAAUCAAGGUUUUCCUGGACUAAAGGGAUCAAUAGGAAUUGGCCUUCCUGGACCAAAGGGAGACUAUGGAGAUAAAGGUGAUCCAGGGAGCAAAGGUGCCAAAGGAGAAAUUGGAGACCCAGGACCUCCAGGACCAAAGGGAACUUGGGGGAAAAAAGGUGAACCCGGUCUUUCGAGAGAAGAAGUUAUCAGACUUAUCAGUGAAAUAUGUGGUUGUGGUAUCAGAUGUAGAGUAACACCACUGGAACUAGUAUUUGUCAUUGACAGUUCAGAAAGUGUUGGACCAGAUAACUUCAAUAUUAUAAAAACUUUUAUGAAAACAGUCAUUGACAAGAUAUCGGCCAACCACGCUACAACCCGCAUUGGCAUUAUCAACUUCAGCCAUCAAGUGGAGUUGGUGUCUUCUCUGAAGCAGUACACAACCAAAGAAUACCUGAAAACAGCUGUUGAUAAAAUGCCUUACUUAGGAGAAGGCACGUACACAGCUUCUGCUAUCCAAGAAGCCAUUCAGUUAUUUCAGGCAGCACGCCCGGCAGUAAGAAAAGUGGCUGUUGUCAUAACAGAUGGACAAGCAGACGCCCGUGAUAAAGUACAACUGGAUACUGUAGUAAGGGAGGCCCAUGCUACGAAUAUUGAGAUAUUUGUCAUUGGGAUUGUUCAAAGGGCUGAUCCUCAUUAUGAUGAUUUUCUGAAAGAAAUGCAGCUGAUUGCAACAGACCCUGAUGAAGAACAUGUCUACCAGAUAGAUGACUUCAUGACGCUUUCAGCUCUUGAAAGUAAACUGAUCACAAAAAUUUGUGAGAAUGUAUCUGAAGUCUACAGCAGAAAAAAUAACAUUUUCUCUCCAUCUCCAAGUCCGGAAUCUGAAAUUGCUAGUGAAGUUACUAAUAGCCCAUUUCCUAAAAUGACUACUUCAGAGAUUUAUAUGCUCCCUACAGAAGGAGUCGGUUACCCACUUAGUCCAUCACAGAACAGAUACAUCGAGCUGCUGCCAUCUGCUCAGGAUCACACUGCGACCACCUCUGCUGACAGAGAAACAAAAUUUCCCCCACUUUAUGAGAUAUCUGACAUCAGACCUCAGAGUCCAGUUACCAAUGCUUUGUUCAAUGUAACUGCUGCUGAAGAUAGCCACCUGACCGGGCUGCAGCCACAGGUAGCAACGACUCAAAAAGAUCCAAGGUGUUUGGAACCUCUGAAACCAGGGGAUUGUCGGAACUAUGUGGUGAAAUGGUAUUAUGACAAGAAUGGCAAUUCUUGUGGCCAGUUCUGGUACGGAGGUUGUAAUGGUACCAACAAUAGAUUUGAAACAGAAAAAGAAUGUCGAGAAACCUGCAUUGAUUGGUGA